Messenger RNA from Raphanus sativus (radish), 3919 nucleotides. RefSeq names its product glutamate receptor 3.7. Gene Ontology annotation, cellular component: plasma membrane. Gene Ontology annotation, molecular function: glutamate-gated receptor activity. Bases 957 to 3710 code for a protein of 917 amino acids. The transcript has 6 exons. NCBI's taxonomy places the organism in Eukaryota, Viridiplantae, Streptophyta, Magnoliopsida, Brassicales, Brassicaceae. The record is from RefSeq and is a predicted model, not a curated record.
AUAAUGGCUUCUUAGUUCAUCUUUCUUGGAUUCUUUUUUCCUAGUGAGGAGGAAUGAUUGUUCUUUUUUUUUUCUAACACAGGAAUGAUUGUUCUAAAAAGUAAAAUUUAGCCUUUUUAUACUUUUCUCUUCAUGAGCUUGUCACUUUUUGACUCGUGCGUUGAUGAGUUCUAUGUUAGCUAUCUACAUUUAAAAACUAUGUUGAUGCUACAAUGGGGUCAACGAGUUGUUUAACCUUAGAUGCAUCAACUAAGCCUUUUACAUCUCUGAUAUCCCUUUUCUUUAUGUCAUCCGCCAUCUAAUGCUUAACCAGCAUGAUUUGAUUCAAUAAGACAUAUCAAUCAAAGCUUCUACAUUAAGGCUUCGUUGCUAUUAACUUUCUUGAGAAAGAAACCUGUUGUUUAUAAAAAAGAAAAAAAAGCUUAAAGAAGAUUGAAAAGACUUCUGAAAAAAUUAGUAGUAAAUGAUUAACACAUGUCAAAUUAAUUAUUCUACGGUUUAAUAAUCUUAAUAACACUUCGCAAUAUGGGCCGUUAGAUGUAGGCCCAUAAUAAUGGUCCCCACGGCUAACAAAUGGCUGCUUUUGACAGUAGCUCAAAACCAAAAGAAAUACUUGAGUCACACGUUUUUCUUCUAUUGGAGGAGAAGACGACUUUCUGGGCGUAAUGUGGUCUCUAAGCUUUUGUCUUUUAUCUCUUUAGGAAUCUGUCUCCUGACUUAUAACAGCCUUUUUGGUUCUGUUCCUUAGGCUUUCCCUGUUAAACAAUUCGUUUCUUUGUAGGAAAUUUUCCAUUUGUAGGUUUGCGUAUAUUCCUCAGAGAACCUGAAGGUUGCUGAAAUAGAGAACAGACAUUGUCAGACUGUUUUAACUGAUUCUUGUCGUGUGUAAAGCUUUGUCUUUUGUUCUUACUCUGUUUUACCCACCGGCUCUGUUUUCGCUUGCUUGUUAUCUUUUGAUGAAAGAGUUUUCUUGUUCUACACGUCAAACUGUAAACCUUACCUUAAUUCAUUUUUCUCUCUCUGGUUACAUGGGACUGAGCACUGAAAAAUUCGUGACUGUAACGGCACUGAUCGUAGCCACUCUGAUGGUACUAGUGAGAUGCCAAAGUCCUCGAGUGAUAAACCUCGGUGCUGUUUUCACUUUUGAUUCCGUUAUCGGAAGAGCUUCAAAAGUAGCUUUGGAGGCAGCUGUCUCAGACGUGAACGCUGACACAAGCCUUCUCAAAGAAACAAAGCUACGUCUCUUUAUGGAGGACUCUUCUUGCAAUGUCUUGCAUGGUUCCUUCGCAGCGUUUGAAGUGCUUGGCAAAGAAGUGGUGGCUAUCAUCGGUCCCAUCUCAUCCUCCAUCGCUCACACAUUAUCAGACAUCGCCAAAGGUCUCAAGUUCCCCCUCGUCUCAUUCGCAGCAACCGAUCCAACACUCUCCGCCCUCCAGUUCCCCUUCUUUCUCCGGACCACACCUGAUGAUUCCCACCAGAUGUCUGCCCUCGUGGAUCUCAUCGAUUUCCACGGAUGGAAAGAGGUGAUAUCUGUUUACUCGGACGAUGAGCUCGGAAGAAACGGCGUCUCUGCUCUUGACGAUGAGCUUGACAAGAGAAGAUUCAGGAUCUCCUAUAAAGUCCCGCUCUCACUACACUCUGAUGAAAAAUCUGUUACGGAUGCUUUGAACAGUUCCAAGUCCAUUGGGCCUAGAGUCUAUGUUCUUCAUAUUGGUCCUGACCCUUUGCUCAGAAUCUUCAGCGUAGCGCAGAAGCUGCGGAUGAUGACCAGUGGAUACGUGUGGCUCGCCACAGACUGGCUCUCGGUUACUUUAGAUUCUUCUUUGAGCGACAAAGGUACUUUUAGUCGUCUUGAAGGAGUUGUUGGGCUUCGUCAACACAUUCCAGAAUCCAUAAAGAUGCGCCAACUAAAGAGGAACAGGUCGAUGAAUGCAUACGCGUUCCAUGCGUAUGAUACAGUGUGGAUGAUUGCAUACGGCAUCGAGAAGAUGCUGAAAGAAGGACACAACGUAACAUUCUCUUACUCGGAGAAGUUAAGUCACUCGCAAGGAAAUAAACUUCACCUGGAGAAAGUCAAAAUAUUCAACAAAGGGGAGGUACUACUUGAGAAACUUCUCAAGGUUAACUUCGCCGGUUUAGCCGGUCGAGUUCGGUUUGGUUCGGGUCGAAACGUCACUGGCUGUGACUAUGAGAUCAUCAAUGUAGACAGAACAGGCGUUCACAAUGUGGGCUUCUGGUCCAGAAACGGUGGUUUUUCACUUGGUAAUAACGUAACAUGGCCUGGUGGUGGCCGUGAAAAGCCACGUGGAUGGGUUAUUGAUUCGGCAAAUCCGUUGAAGAUUGUUGUACCUAAAAGAGUGAGUUUUGUCGAGUUUGUGACUGAAGACAAGAACAGUAGCAGCAGCCAUCGUAUCAAAGGCUUAUGCAUUGACAUCUUCAUUGAAGCAUUGAAGUUCAUCCCUUACGAUGUUCCUUACAAGUUUGAGUCGUUUGGGAAUGGACAUUCGAGUCCUAACUACAGCAAGAUUAUUCAAAUGGUAUCGGAUGGGGUAUAUGAUGCAGCUGUUGGGGAUAUUGCAAUAGUCCCGAGCCGGUCCAGGCUAGUAGAUUUUUCUCAGCCGUAUGCUUCCACAGGCCUUGUAGUGGUGAUUCCUAACGUCGGCAAUGGGACUUGGAUCAUUCUGAGACCCUUCACCACACAGUUAUGGUGCGUUGUUCUGGCUUCGUUCCUCUGUAUUUCCGUUGUCAUUUGGAUCCUCGAACAUCGCGUCAACGAAGAUUUCAGAGGCCCACCCCGAAGGCAAAUCAUCACAAUCAUCUUUUUCAGCUUCUCCACUCUCUUUGGGAGAAAUCAUGAAGAUACUAAGAGCAAUCUAGCGAGACUAGUGAUGAUUUUUUGGCUCUUCCUAUUGAUGGUUCUAACCGCGAGCUACAAAGCGGAAAUAACCUCAAUCCUCACAGUUCAACAGCUUCCAUCUACCAUUACCGGCAUUGACAGCCUGCGAGCAAGUGAGGUGCCUAUCGGUUACCAGUCUGGGACGUUCACUUUCGAGUACUUAACCUACAGUCUUGGCAUGGCUCGGUCUAGACUGGUCGCACUUGACUCGCCUGAGGACUAUGAAAGGGCUCUAAAGCUAGGACCAACCGCUUUGGGAGGCGUAGCUGCUAUUGUUGACGAGCUCCCUUACAUUGAACUGUUUCUAGCGGAACGGACUGGUUUCAAGAUUGUCGGAGAUCCCUUUAUGAACCGCGGUUGGGGGUUUGCGUUUAAGAGAGAUUCUCCACUAGCUAUAGACAUGUCAACAGCGAUCUUAAAACUAGCUGAGACGAGAAAGCAGAAAAAGAUUCUGAACAAAUGGUUAUGCAAGACGAGUUGUCCAGAGAAAUCAGGUUGGAACCACCCGGAGCCAAACCAGCUUCGUCUCAAGGGCUUCAAAGGGGUGUACCUUUUCUGCAUUGCAAUCAGUGUCUCUGCGUUCUUGGUGUUUGUUCUCAGGAUGAUACGCCAGUUCGUGCAAAGGAAUGAGAGAACUAGCUUGACGCCGCGAGCUUCUUUGUCUUCUUCUCCUACGAUGCGUUUAAGGGAAUGGGUGUUGGGUUUAGUAGAGUUUGUGGAUGAGAAAGAAGAAGCUAUAAGGAGUGAUAACUCUAACAACAACCCUUCUCAAGCUGUGGAACAUCAAGCUGAUUCUGAGGUACGACAAAGUUGAUGAGUAGACUCCAUUUUUAUAGAAUGGUAAAAUGUAUUGUAAUUACAUAUGAGCUAACAUGUAAGCCAACAAUAUUCGAAAUCUUUUUUUUUUCACUUUUUGUUCUGAACCAUCUCUGAGAUGGCUCCGGUUCUGUUCAUUAUGUGGGCAUUGGAUCUGUACAGAAUCACAGAAAUUAAAAUUAUACUACAAUAUAUAUCAAUUUGUAA